AGCUCGACGACCAACAAGUGCUUGUACUACUAGUAGAAGCACAUGUAUUGGUGAAGUUUUGUUUUUGUUUUUCUAUUCUUUCUCUCCUGUAAACUGCAGAACCAAUGCCAUUAAAUCAAAAGGAUAUACUAACCUGGUGUGAUGAAUUACACCAGGUGAAAGGUAAUGUUUCCCAAUUGCAGGCCACGCUUAAUCAGAUAUUAAGUAAGGCGCCAACUAUUAACCAGUAUAAACAGCUAGCAUAUCAUUUUGAGGAAACACUUAAUCAACAACAACAAAAUGGUGAUAUACAAAUGAUUGAAAAAGCGAAGAGUUUAUUGAUAUCACCACAAUUAAAGAUAGCUAUUAGGUUGAAGUCAUUAUUUGAAAAGGGGUACCUACCAUUAUUGUUAGCGCUUUCCAGGAUAAAUUUCAAAUCUGGUAAGUCGGAUCGAUACGUUGGGUAUUUUUUAAAUUAUAAUCCACCAAAGGAUAUAGUUAAUAAGUUACCUGAUAAGUUGAGAAACGGGAUAAAUGUGCCGGCCAGUACUAAAGAACAGAAGGCCCCAAUAAUAUUGAGUAAUUACCCCCCGGUGUUACCACCAAUAACUGAUCCAAAAUUAUUAAAAUUAAUUUUAACUGAUAAAAGUUAUAGACAACCAAGUGAUUUCAUAGAACUGGAAACUGAAAGUGGUAAUCACUUGUACAAUUCAAGUCAUAAUACAAAAUUAGCAAUAAGGGGGAAUAAAUUAUUGAAUUAUUUAAUUUAUAAUAUAUUAGAUGAAAAAUUUCCAGAAAUUCACGAAGAUGAUUUAACUUAUUUAACCGAAAAAUUAACUAACAAAAACAUAUUAACCAAAUUAGCCUAUGCUUAUAAUUUGGUUGAUAUAUUAUAUAAUAAUAUUUUAACCAAUGAAAGUAACACUAAUCUUGAUGAAAAAAUUGAUGCAUUUUCCAAGGUUUUCUGUGCCUACAUUGCAGGAUUGUCAAUCAAUGAUUAUACAAAUGAAGAAAUCAGUCAAUGGUUAGAAAAACUAUAUGAACCAAUCAUUAAUAAACUAUAUCAAAUCAGUAAAACCAAUCAUUCAUUAAAAGAUUUAAAUCAAUUAGCAUAUGCAGAAAUCAAUUUUUUAUUGAAAAAAAUCAAUAACACCUUUGCUGCUCAACAAACCAAGAAGAUCCAGUAUGAUUUCAAUAUCAUUGAGCAAGAUCCCUUUGUUGUUCAAUUGAAAAUCGGUGAUUUGGAUUAUGGAAUGGGUACAUCUUCCAAACGAGAAGAAGCAGAAAAUAAAGCUUGUUACGAAACAUUAAACUCAAAAGAGUUGAUGAGUAAAUUGAUUGAGUAUAUCUUGGCCAAUUUCAAAACUCCUGAAACCGUUCAAAAUAAAAAUAUGAAUAAUUUAGCUAAUUUAUAUGGAGAUGAAAGUAAGAAGCAGCAACAACAGCAGCAGCAGCAGCAGCAACAGCAGCAGCAACAACAGCAGCAGCAACAACCAGUUACCCCGAUUGAAGAAGAUGAGGAUGCGUACUCGCCAAAAGAAGACGAGGACGACUACGAACCCCAAUUAAACACCCCGGAACCAACUGAAGCUCCAGUACAACUACCAGUGCAGCCGGCACCAUUAGCUCAACCACCAUUGCACGUGAGAGCACCGUUGCCGUAUGGAGCGUUACCACCAAACCCUACCAAUACUUUACAUAACGGAGUUAGUAUAGCACCGUAUGCUUUACCAUCCUUGAAUAAUGAUGUGAGUUCCCGAAUCCCCGUCGACCAUUUGGCGAAAAACAACCUCUAUGCAUUAUUAGGAACCAAGCAUCUCAGUCCAAAUUACCGUAGCCAUAAAGUUGGUAACGAUUACCAAACCACCAUCAUGGUUGGGGAUAUAGUCUUGGGGGUUGCAUACGAUACCAAUAAGAAGAUUGCCAGCCAAAAGGCUGCCAUGAAUGCGUUAUCCAAUAAGCAUGGCUUACAGCAGUUGGGAUUAGAUGCCUAACUUCGUCUAUGUAAUAGCAUUAAUAAUAAAUGUAUCAUUUUUUCUGAUUUUUGCAAAUAUGCAACUUAAUCCUAAACUCGAGAACCUAGCCCUAC
Molecule: messenger RNA, 2068 nt
Organism: Hyphopichia burtonii NRRL Y-1933
Lineage: Eukaryota; Fungi; Ascomycota; Pichiomycetes; Serinales; Debaryomycetaceae
Gene: CDL1
Product: Cdl1p
Exons: 1
Coding region: 105-1973 (622 amino acids)
Biological process (GO): regulation of transcription by RNA polymerase II; RNA processing
Cellular component (GO): nucleus
Molecular function (GO): transcription cis-regulatory region binding; ribonuclease III activity
Source: RefSeq, a predicted model, not a curated record